AUGGAAGUGAAUGUGGGUCUUCGUGUGGUUCGUGGGCCCGACUGGAAGUGGUCUAACCAGGAUGAUGGUGAGGGUCACUGCGGGACUGUCGUAGAGGUGGGUCGACCCGGAUCUACGACCACUCCCGACAAGACAGUUGUGGUUCAGUGGGACUCUGGUUCGCGCACUAACUAUAGGAUUGGUUACCAAAAUGCAUACGAUUUGCGGGUCUUAGACAACGCGACCAUUGGUUUCAGACACUACAACAUCAUAUGCAACGGCUGUAAGAAGCACGGCGUGGCCGGCAUCAGGUGGAAGUGUUUGGUGUGUCAGGGCGUCGACCUCUGCACCCUCUGCUACAUGAAUGACAAACACGAUCUCAACCACACAUUCGCUCGCUUCGAGACCUACACCUCUCCCGGAGUCGAAAUGACUAAAAGAAACUCAAAAAAUAACGUUAAGAUCCAAUCGCGAGGAAUAUUUGUUGGCUCGAGAGUCAUGAGAGGUUAUGACUGGGAUUGGGCUAAUCAAGAUGGUGGUGAGGGGAAAGUGGGGAAAGUGAUAGACAUCAGGGGAUGGGAUAACGAAUCUCGAAGAAGUGUUGCGAACGUGAUGUGGGCCUCCGGUUCCACUAAUGUCUACAGAGUUGGCCACAAAGGGAAAGUGGAUUUAAAGUAUGCGGUCGACGCUCCGGGACCUUAUUAUUAUCGAAACCAUUUGCCAGUAUUGGGACAACCGAUCGAAGGCUUCAAUCGUAUCGCUAUCGCCCGUUCCUUAUCGACCUGUGCUGACAAUCAGAGGAACGGUAUGACCGCACCGUUCAAUGUCGGCGACAAAGUGAAGGUUAUUAUUGAAGACGUGAAUGAACUGAAAGCACUCCAAGAAGGACACGGAGGUUGGAACCAACGAAUGGCCGAAUUUAUUGGUCACAUCGGGACUGUGCAUAGAGUGACAGAUAAGGGAGACAUUAGAGUGCAGUUCGAGGGCUGUCACAAUCGGUGGACAUUCAAUCCAAACGCUUUGAAUAUAGUUAUCUCGUACUCUGUGGGAGAUAUCGUUAAGAUUUGUGAUGACAUUAAUAAAGUGAAAGAACUGCAGAAAUGUCACGGAGAGUGGAACGACCACAUGUCCGGUGCCAUCGGCAAAAUGGGCAAAAUUGUCAAGGUUUACGAAGACCACGACCUCAGGGUCACAGUCGACGGCCAGACCUGGACUUUCAACCCUCAGUGCGUCUCAUUAAUGCCCGGAUCAGCCACCGAAAUGAAUAACACAAUGAUUUCACACCCGACCAGAGAAGACACCAACUCUCGGUUGGGUAACCUCUUAGACCACGAGCCAAGUCAUGGCACCACUAGUUCCCAGUCAGAAGAAGUUCCCAUAUCUGCCAAUAGUGUGACGCCUUCCAUGCGCGUCAACAAAGACAACUUAGCCCGGGAGGCAGCGCAGGGACGCCUCGAAGCCGUCAAACAGAUUCUCGACAAAUACCCCGAAUGUGUUGACCACAAGAGUUCUGGCAAAACAGCCCUUCAGGUGGCCUCACAUCAGGGACACCUCGAAAUUGUAUCUUUGCUUCUGGAGGCGAGGGCUGACAUCAAUCUUCGCGAUGAAGAGGGAGACACUGCUCUCCAUUACGCGGCCUUUGGAAACCAAAGUGAUGUAAUGGAACUCCUAUUGACCAAAGGGUCGGAUAUCGACGCCGUUAACCGGACCCGAUGUUCAAGUCUUCACAUCGCAGUCAACAAGAAUCAUAUAAAUUGUGUCCGCGUUCUCCUCAAGUUUGGCUGCAAUUGCAAUCAAUUGGACUCUUAUGGUGACAGUGCUCUACACGACGCGAUCGGAAAACUGGAGAAUUUGGAAAUAAUUGAUUUACUGAUAUCUUCGCCCGGAAUUAACUUUAGUCUAAGGAAUAGAAGAGGUUUUAAUGUUUUGCAUCACUCGGCGCUCAAAGGAAAUCAUUUCGCCACCGAAAAGAUUAUUACAAAAUCGCGUCAAUUAGUCGAUUGCAAGAAAGAGGACGGCUUUGCGGCCCUCCAUUUGGCAGCUCUUAACGGCCACUUGCAGAUCGUGGAGAUACUUAUAAUUCAGGGACAGGCAGACAUCGAUAUACAAAACAAUAGAAAGCAAACGCCUUUAAUGCUAGCCGUGGGUCAGUCCCACUGCGCUAUCAUUGAACUAUUGGUGCGAUUGAGCGCUAAUGUGGACAUUGUUAACGAAGAUAACGACAGUGCCCUACACUUAGCACUCGCCAAAUGUCGCGAAUCACUAAAAGCUGAUUCUGUUGUCACAAAUUCUACCGUCAUUUCCGAUAUUCUGAACAAACUGUCAGCCAUUGGUUUCGGACAAAACAUAAACCUAGCGAUUGCUUGUUUCCUAAUACAAGAGGCAAAUGCAGACAUCACUCUCAAGAAUAGGAGAGGAAAGACGGCACUCGAUAUGCUCGAAAUGGCCAAACAAGUGGACAGUCAGUCCAACACAAGUGCAUUGAAUUAUAAUUUGGCCAAAGAUUUUAUAGUAGGUUUAGUCGAUCGCAGAAAAAGUCGAGUAAAGAGUCAGGAGAGGGGAGUGGCUGUGAGCACAUCCUCUGGUGAUGUGAUUAAUGUGAAUCAAUCGGACUCUGACUCGACUCGUAAUCCUGCGGUGACUGGCAGUGAGAGUGGCAUCAGUUUAGUGGACAUGAAUACUAACAAUGAGUGCAUUCUAUGCAAUGAAUUAACGGCUUCCGUGGUAUUCAAACCAUGCGGUCAUUCAGUGGUCUCAGAGAUUGAAGAAGCGAACAGUUGUACCAUUUGUAUGAUUCCCUACACACACAACGGUGUCCUCCGCAUGGCCUUCCUGUGCGGUCACUCCGCCUGCUUUAACUGCGCCCAAACUCUCAAGACGUGUCACAUGUGUAGGAAAACUAUUACCAGAAAAAUCAAUCUCUAUUAA
This is a messenger RNA of Oppiella nova, 2907 nucleotides long. Lineage: Eukaryota; Metazoa; Arthropoda; Arachnida; Sarcoptiformes; Oppiidae. The record is from the annotation of a GenBank genome assembly.